Neurospora tetrasperma FGSC 2508 is the source of this 1125-nucleotide messenger RNA. RefSeq lists its product as uncharacterized. The record is from RefSeq and is a predicted model, not a curated record. NCBI's taxonomy places the organism in Eukaryota, Fungi, Ascomycota, Sordariomycetes, Sordariales, Sordariaceae. The coding region runs from base 1 to 1125 and encodes 374 amino acids. The transcript is spliced from 2 exons. Gene Ontology annotation, cellular component: peroxisomal membrane. Gene Ontology annotation, biological process: peroxisome organization.
AUGUCAGCAACGAAGCGAUCGACUACUAGCACAGAUGUCAAGAGCACCAUGUCGACAAAUUGGCUGGGCGCGUACGGCAACUUCAUCACCAAGAACAAUCAUCAGGUCUCACAGAUAGAAUCGACCCUACGUUCCUUAACAUACAUCAUACCUGGCCGUUUUCGGGAUGCCGAGAUUGCCUCCGAGUCCAUCCACAGCGGCGUCCAGCUCCUUUCUCUCUACCAUGAUACCCUGCUAUUCCGUGCAUCCUCCAAGCUAUCUCAGCCAUCACUCGCAAACGCGCCCUCUCCGCAUAAACGAUACAUCCGCUUUUGGUUCCUCAAGAGUCCCCUCUACCGGCGCGUAGCCUAUCUUCUGCAGAUCGUCAACUAUGUCGAGCUUUUAAUCGAGAUGGCGGCCAAGCGCCGCGGCGAGCGCAUGCGGUGGCGCGCCGUCAUCAUAAUAGAAGCCAUCAAGGCCUUUUGCAAGCUUCUUCUGCUGAGGAUAACAAAGUCACGGCCACUGAUUACCCCGGUUCUGCCCGAGCGAGAGCCUCUGCCCGAAGCGCCGACCGACGAGGAAUCCGCCUUCCAGGGGGACGACAGCGGAUACGCCAGCGCAUCAGGGUCGCCACAGCAGUCGUCACCGGAUGGAGAAUGGACCAUGCCCCGCACCGGCAUGUCGCUGCCGACAUUACCUUCGCCCGGCGACAUCAGCAGCUACCUCCUUUCGCGGGUGCUAACAGCCGACGACAUCAAGCCGGCGGCAAAACUGGUCAACCAGUUACAAGGAUCGGCGCAGGUUGCUGAGAUCCUGCAUAUUCUGUCACCAUUGGCAUUUGCAGUGGCCAUGGCUCGCAGCAAGAAUAAGCGCAAGGCCUGGGCUCCGUGGGUGCUUGGGUUGGCGAUAGAGUUGGUCGCUCGGCAGCUGCGAGAUCGCAGCCUACGGACGACGCCGCUCGAACGGGAGGAAUGGAGCCGUAGAGGCUGGGCCUUGGGGUGGUGGAUGAUGCGCGGGGCGUUCUACGAGAAUAUUACAAAGUCGAUGGUGGAGGGCGUGAGGAGACGGAUGCCGAGCUUGAUUGGAGGCAUUUUGGAGGAUUAUGAGUACCUCUGGGAGAAUUAUCAUUUCAGCACCAGCCCGUAG